UUCUAGUGACAGUAGUCAUCAGAACGAUUAAAACGAACGUACAGUGGACUGAGGACUGGUUAAUCAAUAUAGCAACAACAACAAAGGCAAUACCACCACCGCCACUAUCAUCAUCACCUUUAUAGACGGCUGUUACUACCUCCAGCGCGCACAUACAGCGAAACAACAACGCCACUCCAUCCAUAUCAGCUGAAAAGCCAAGCUGAGGCAAAAACACAAAAAAAAUUAAAUGGGCAAAGAAAAACGCCAAAGUACCAAGUACCCGAACCACAGCCGCAUUCAAUAGAAAUUAGUUGCGAUCACACCGUGUAUACGAGCGGUUGGGGUUUUCCUCGCCAGAUUCAUUCAGUUAUUCGUUCGUUCGUUGUUCUUUGUUUGAAAAUAUCUCGGGUGUAAAGGGGGCCAAAGUGUAGUGCAUGGGAACGGUGAAAACUUAAAUAUUGAACUGUAAACCAAAAAAGAAAAAAAUAAGUUCGAGAUACAAAAAACCACCACCAGCAACAAUACCAACGAAAGGCCCUUUGAUUUUGAAAAACAAGUAUCGGUGUUCUUCGUUGUGUUACGUUUCUUGUAUCUUCGUUUCGGAAAGAACACAAAGAAAACGCGUCGUAGUUUUUGUUCACCACAACAACAAACUCUUGGCAGUGGAGUUUGAAAAAUCCUAUACAAAAACAACAACAAAUGGGAAAAACAAGACGUAAUUUGUAAAAACAAAAGAUAAUCCGCCCCCAAAACUAAAAAAUAUUUAUUAAAAAAUCUGUGUUACUGUGAUUUGAUUUUGAAUGAAAUCAAAAUAGAAAAAGUUCUAAGAAAAAAAAUUGUAGCAAAAUGGUGGAAAGCGAUUUAUUAAAUAAAAAUCUUUUAAGUGACAGCCGACAGGGCAACAAGGCCCAAAUUGUGCCCGUCCAAACAAAAACGCUGCAACAUCUGCCCAAGCGGCCGGCCGUGGAUUUGGCUUUUCACAAUUUGACAUAUCGCGUCAAGGAAGGAAAUCGUAGCAAUGCCAAAACAAUUCUCAAGGGAGUUAGCGGACGCUUGCGUUCGGGUGAACUCACCGCCAUUAUGGGACCAUCUGGUGCUGGUAAAAGUACCCUGCUCAAUAUCUUAUCAGGAUACAAAGCCACCAACAUCGAGGGUAGUGUAACAAUGAAUGGUCAUGAGCGUAACAUCAGUGCCUUCCGUAAAUUAUCGGCCUACAUUAUGCAGGACAAUCAAUUGCACGGCAAUUUGACCGUCCAGGAGGCCAUGACUGUUGCUACCAAUCUGAAGUUGAGCAAAAAAUUCACCAAAGCCGAAAAACAAUCGAUGAUCGAUGAUAUUCUUUUGACCCUGAGCUUGAGCGAACAUCGUAACACAUUGACACGCAAUCUAUCGGGUGGUCAAAAGAAACGUCUCUCCAUUGCCUUGGAAUUGGUGAAUAAUCCCCCGAUUAUGUUCUUCGAUGAGCCCACAUCGGGUCUGGACAGUUCGACAUGUUUCCAAUGUAUUAAUUUGCUGAAAAUGUUGGCCGAGGGUGGUCGUACCAUUAUCUGUACCAUUCAUCAGCCUUCGGCUCGUCUUUUCGAAAUGUUCGAUCAACUGUACACGUUGUCAGAUGGUCAGUGUGUCUAUCAGGGUAGCACUAAGCAAUUGGUUCCCUUCUUGUCCACCUUGAAUUUGGAAUGUCCCAGUUAUCACAAUCCGGCCAGUUACAUCAUUGAAGUGGCAUGCGGUGAACAUGGUGACCAUACACGUCGUCUGGUCGAUGCCAUUGGCAAUGGUAGUAAAGAUAUUCGUUCGGCGGCCGAUUAUGCUGAACUAAAGGCCCGCAACGAUUUGAUGAAGAUGCAAAAUCUAAAGGCCAUUUUGGAUAAAAAUGAUGCUGCCAAUUCUACGGGUGGCAAAUUUGAGGAUAAUCUAAAGUUGAACAAUGGUAUUUUGAAAUCGAAUUUAGUCAAUGAUAUUGCCAAAGAAUCCAGCGGACCGGUUGUGAGCACCAAUGAAAAGGGCGAUGCCAUGAUUGAGCUGGAGAAAACAGAUAAUUGCACAACGGCUUUGUUGUCAUCGGAAAUCACAUCACCGGAACGUUAUCCCACAUCACAGUUCCAUCAGUUCUGGAUUGUCUUGAAGCGUACUCUGCUGUUCAGUUUCCGCGAUUGGACUCUCAUGUACUUGCGUUUGUUUGCCCAUUUAUUGGUCGGUUUCUUGAUCGGUGCCCUGUACUAUGACAUUGGUAAUGAUGGCGCCAAGGUCUUGAGUAAUUUGGGUUUCCUCUUCUUCAAUAUGUUGUUCUUGAUGUACACCUCCAUGACAAUUACGAUUUUAUCAUUCCCUCUCGAAAUGCCGGUAUUGCUAAAGGAAAACUUUAAUCGAUGGUACUCAUUGAAAUCGUACUAUUUGGCUAUAUCCGUGGCGGAUAUACCAUUCCAGGCUAUUUUCUGUACCAUCUAUGUGGCAAUUGUUUACUACUUCACCUCACAGCCAUGGGAGUUGGUGCGUUUUGCAAUGUUCUUGGGUGCCUGUCUGAUGAUCUCAUUUGUCGCCCAAUCGGUCGGUUUGGUUGUGGGCGCUGCCAUGAAUGUGCAAAAUGGUGUCUUCUUGGCCCCUGUCAUGUCGGUGCCAUUCUUGCUCUUCUCCGGCUUCUUUGUAUCGUUCGAUGCCAUCCCUGUCUACCUGAGAUGGAUCACCUAUUUGUCAUACAUCCGUUAUGGUUUCGAAGGUACUGCCUUGGCCACCUAUGGUUUCGGUCGUGAGAAAUUGAAGUGCUUCCAAACCUAUUGUCAUUUCAAAUCGCCCAUGACCACAUUGGAAGAAUUGGAUAUGGUUGAUGCUAGCUAUACUUUGGAUAUUGUUGCUCUGGUCGUGAUCUUUGUGGUGUUGAGACUGUCGGCAUAUCUCUUCUUGAAAUGGAAGUUGAAGACAGCACGCUAAGUGAAAGAGAGAGAGAGAGAGAUGAUGGUUGGAUGGAUGGAUGCGAUUUUAGAAGAAUUUAAACAUAUUUUUUACAUGAAAAAAAAAACAUAGUGGAAUAGAAAGGGGAUUAUUUCUUUUUUAUUUUGUAAAAUCAAACAAAAAUACAGAAAUCUUUUUUAUUUUGUUGUUACGACUAGUAUGUAAGAUAUCCAAAAGAAAUUGUCUUUUCAAAAGCCAAACGUGAUUAAACGUGAUCAACAUUUUUUUUAAAUUAAAUGAACAAAUUGUUUUUGCCGAACACAACAUUUUUUUAUUAAGUAAAGAGAAAAAAACUUCUAUUCUGUAGUCUGUAUUCAGAGAAUAACCAAAAAUUUACCAAAAUAUGCCUUAAAAGCUAACAGUCGGUGGCCGCGAAGAACAAAACAUUCCGCAAGCAGAAAUGUUUAGCAUGAACAAAAAAGAAACAAAAAGACUAUGCUCUCUCCAUAACAUAAUCAUAACCAACAUCAUCAUGACAAUUAUUUUUUUCUUCAUAUUCAAGUGGUCCCCAUUGGGAUUUCUUAGGCAAAACCUACCCUUUUUUUGGCCGUUUAGCUUUUUCUUGUAUUUUGAACAACGAUAAUAAUUUAUUCCUUUCUUCCCGUAGCUUAUAAGUCAUCUAAAUAUAUACAUGCGAUAUUUUUAUUGGUUAAAAGAAUUUUUAAUUUGUUUUAUAUAAGUUCUCUAAUUUUAUUUAUCUUUUUUUCUUUCUGUCGUCAUAUAGGGGAAACUUUUUUCGUUGGUAUCUUAAGCUUGAUGCUUGAGAUCAAAAUCAUUAAUCAAUACGAAUGUCGUUUAGUCCGACACAUCUACACACUAACACACCAAACGAAUUCCUCCCAUUUAUGUGUAUAUAAAUAUAUAAAAAAAAUUAUAUAUUGUAGUACUGUAAUAUGUGAAUAAAUUUAUAUACUUUUAUAAAUAAAUAUAUAUACCUAUUUUUGUGGAA
Messenger RNA from Musca domestica (house fly), 3880 nucleotides. RefSeq names its product ATP-binding cassette sub-family G member 1. Gene Ontology annotation, cellular component: plasma membrane. Bases 829 to 2910 code for a protein of 693 amino acids. The transcript is spliced from 7 exons. The record is from RefSeq and is a predicted model, not a curated record. Lineage: Eukaryota; Metazoa; Arthropoda; Insecta; Diptera; Muscidae. Gene Ontology annotation, molecular function: ABC-type transporter activity; ATP binding; ATP hydrolysis activity.